AAUCCAAAUCAAGAAUCUCUUCAUCAGCGUUUGGAUCUCCCCCCACCCCACAUCCACCCCUACUAUUUAAUAUUUCCUGAGCUUCCCUUUCCCCACUCUCUCUCUCUCUCUCUCUCUCUCUUACUCUCACUCUUUCUCUCUCCGCCCACACCGAGCUCGCUUCGGGGAGAGGGGGGGGGAGCGAUGUUUCCAGGGGUCUCGAGGAGGGGGCCGCCGCACAUUGAGAGCCCUAGAUUUCCGAUGGGCGGCGGCGGCGGCGGCGCCGGGCGGAUGCCGGAUCGCGGCGGUGGCGGGAGGGGGCGGCGGAAGGGGGUGGUGCGGUGUCGGAGGCAAUGCUUCUUCGGCGGGCUCGUCGUCGUCGGGCUCGCGUUCCUCGCCAUCGCCGUGUGGCACGACCGAUCCGUGGCCGUCGACGAGCGGCUCCGCCGCCUCCGCAGUGGAGGCGACGGGGACUGGCGCCGCCGCCGCCCCGCGGGGAGCGUGCUCCGCUUCGUCCCGUCCUCCCCGGCCCGGUGGUGGUCCGAGGAGGAGGGGGGCCUCGACCGCGUGAGAUCGGAGCGGGCGAUGGACGGCAUUCGCCCGCCUAGGUUGGCGCUCGUCAUAGGAACUAUGGAUGUAGAUUCACAAUCUUUGAUGCUUUUGACUCUGGUGAAAGGUCUUGCUGAGCUGGGAUAUAGGUUCACUGUUUUCACAUUAGUGGAUGGAGAUGCUCGUUAUUUGUGGGAAGUUUCUGGUCACCAAGUAUCUCUUAUAGGAUCUGAGAGCUCUGGCUUCAUUGAUUGGUCAAAUUAUGAAGGCAUUAUUUUGAGUUCUCCGGAAGGCAAAGGGCUGAUUUCAAGCCUUAUGCAGGAACCAUUCGUGUCUGUACCAGUUGUCUGGAUUAUUCAAGAAGACAUUCUCGGGCAGCGUCUAAAACGUUAUGCAGAGGAGCAGCAAGAUCUUAUGAGCCAAUGGAGAAGUGCUUUUAGGAGAGCUGAUGUUAUUGUAUUUCCAGAUGUUUCCCUUCCUAUGCUGUAUACUUCGCUUGAUACUCGGAACUUUAUUGUGAUUUCUGGAUCUCCGGCAGAUAUCUGGGCAGCGAAAAGCUACAGUCCAUCUAUUUCCAUAGAGGAUUUGAGGGAGUCUUAUGGAUUUAGCGAGAGAGACCUCAUGAUUCUAGUUAUUGGGAGCAGUUUCUUCUAUGAUGAAAUACCAUGGGAUUAUGCAGCGGCCAUGCAUGCCUUAGCACCACAGAUUUUAAAACUUACAAGGGUAUUAGAAAAUCAAGUAGAGUUUGCCUUUUUGUUUGGGAAAUCCACGGACGAUUAUGGGUCUGCCUUUCAGGAGCUUGCAACACAUAUGGGUUUUCCUGAUGGAUCUGUGAGGCGCUAUGCAAUGGAUGGUGAUGUGGAUACCUUGCUAGCUAUGGCCGAUAUUGUCCUCUAUGGUUCCUUCCAAGAGGAACCUAGUUUUCCUUCAUUGCUGUUGCGAGCCAUGUCCUUUGGAGCUCCCAUCCUUGCUCCUAAUUUGACUAUUAUUAAGAAAUAUGUUAAGAACGAGGUGCAUGGGUUCCUUUUUCAUCCUAGUGACCCUAGCACAUUGUCUAGAGCAUUCUCGCUUGUCAUAGGACAACAUAAAUUGUCUACGUUAGCUGGUUCUGUUGCUUCCAAGGGCCAAUCACUGGCUGAGAACAUGCUAGCGUUUGAUUGUAUCUCUGGUUAUGCAAAGCUUCUUGAGAAUGUACUCCAGUUUCCUUCAGAAGUAAUUCUUCCAGGUCCUGCGUCUGAAAUCAGACAAGAUACUUGGUUAUGGGAUUUGUUUGCAAAGAAAAUCAGAGAGAAAAAAGCGCAAUACGAGAAUCAUGGUAGUAACUACACAAGCAUUGUGGAUUUACUGGAGAUACAAUCUGCUGAAAAUCUCAGGGUUGCAAAUGAUACUUCUGUUGAUGACUACCCCACUCAGUUAGAUUGGGAUGACCUUGCUGAUAUGGAAAUAUUUGAAGACAUCGAGAGACGAGAACUGCAGGAGCUUGAAGAAAGGGUCGAAAGAACUUCAGAAUCGUGGGAGGGCGUGUAUCAGAAAGCUCGGAAAGCAGAAAAGUGGAAGUUUGAAGGAAAUGAGCGAGAUGAUGGUGAACUAGAAAGGAUCGGCCAGCCAGUUUGUGUCUAUGAGAUUUAUAGUGGUGAAGGAGCCUGGCCGUUUCUAAAUCAUGGUUCUAUGUUUCGAGGAAUCACUCUUUCCAAGAGUGCUAGGAGAUCAAAAUCAGAUGAUGUGGAUGCUGUUACUCGGCUUCCAAUUUUAAAUGAGACAUACUACAAAGAUAUCCUUUGUGAAUUUGGUGCCAUGUUUGCUAUUGCAAACAAGGUGGAUAGCAUACACAGGUUACCAUGGAUUGGUUUCCAGUCAUGGCGUGCUGCUGCAAAGAAGGUUUCUUUGUCUAAAAGAGCCGAGGAAACCUUGGAGGAGAUGAUGCUGGCAGACAAUAAAGGAGAUGCCAUCUACUAUUGGGUGCCAGUGGAUAUGGAUCAGGAUGAUGCUGAGAAAAAUAUGAAUCUCAAUUUUUGGUCCCUAUGUGAUCAUCUAAAUGCUGGCCGUUGCAGUGGUCAGUUUGAAGGCGCUUUUAGUCUGAUGUAUGGUCUGCCAGAGAAGAUGUCUGCCCUGCCCCCAAUGGUUGAUGAUGGUGACCAUUGGUCUAGCCUUCAUAGCUGGGUGAUGCCAACUCCAUCAUUCCUAGAGUUUAUCAUGUUCUCUAGGAUGUUUGUUGAUUCACUUGACAGCUUGAAUAACUAUGGCAGUCCGGCUACAUGUAUGCUAGGAUCAUCAAAUCCAGAGAAAAGACACUGCUACUGUCGUCUGCUGGAGCUCCUUGUGAAUGUCUGGGCUUACCAUAGUGCCAGAAAGAUGUUUUAUCUUAACCCAGUUACUGGAGAGGUCGCAGAGCAGCACCCUCUCGAGCAAAGAGAUAUGUGGUUGAAGUACUUUGACUUUGCAUUACUGAAGAGUAUGGAUGAGGAUCUCGCAGAGGAAGCAGACGAUGGCUUAGAAGUGAAACUAAGUCGCCGUUGGUUGUGGCCUUUUACCGGCGAAGUGCAUUGGCAAAGGAUCUUCGAUAGGGAGAGAGAGGAGAGGUACAGGCGGAAGAUGGAUAAGAAGAGGAAGGCGAAGGAUAAGCUUUUAGAUAGGCAGAAGUUUGGAUACAAGCAGAAAGCCUUGGGACAAUAAAUCAAAAGAUGAUAGCAACUCAGAAGAAGGGGGAAAAAAAAAAUCACCAAUAGUAACAGUUAGAUCCCACCAGAUCACAUUGGAUUGCAAUAGAAGGAUAACAAGUCAACAUGGAUGUUGAAAAGAUUCACGCAGUUAAGUUUGGUAAUUCUCGGUCGGACUGGAUUUACCAGGAAUGACGGUGUCAAUGUGAAUAUAUUCUUUUUGGCCCCUUAGUUUCAUCUCCGAAGGAGUAUGAUGGUACGAGGAGCUAGGCAACACAGAUUCAUAAUUCUUUUGUUGGUUCCCUUUUAUUGCUGAUGACCCGAAUUUUAGGAUCUUAAAAGUAGCUUACCACUGAUUGUUACGUUUUCUCCGCUGAUUCUUUAUUACCUUAUGCAUAGUUGUAAUAUCUGAUUCUUGUACAUGGACGAUAGUAAAGGAAAGUUUUGAUGGGAAAUGGUCUUCUCGGAAAGGUCAUAGUGUCAUAGUGGUUGACUCGUUUUAACUCUGUCAUUUUCUCUCCCUCAGCAAGUGGCUAGAAUGCAUUUUUGUUCCCUCAA
Molecule: messenger RNA, 3743 nt
Organism: Ananas comosus (pineapple)
Lineage: Eukaryota; Viridiplantae; Streptophyta; Magnoliopsida; Poales; Bromeliaceae
Exons: 14
Coding region: 184-3201 (1005 amino acids)
Molecular function (GO): glycosyltransferase activity
Source: RefSeq, a predicted model, not a curated record